UCUCCUUCCAUCUGCAGAUCGGCCUGAGCCGCGAGCCGGUGCUGCUGCUCCAGGACUCGUCCGGGGACUACAGCCUGGCGCACGUCCGCGAGAUGGCUUGCUCCAUCGUCGACCAGAAGUUCCCCGAGUGUGGUUUCUAUGGAAUGUAUGAUAAGAUCCUGCUGUUUCGCCAUGACCCUACCUCUGAAAACAUCCUGCAGCUGGUGAAAACGGCUAGUGAUAUCCAGGAAGGCGAUCUUAUUGAAGUGGUCUUGUCAGCUUCUGCCACCUUUGAAGACUUCCAGAUCCGCCCCCACGCCCUCUUCGUUCAUUCGUACAGAGCUCCCGCUUUCUGUGACCACUGUGGAGAAAUGCUGUGGGGGCUGGUCCGUCAAGGCCUCAAAUGUGAAGGAUGUGGUCUGAAUUACCAUAAGAGAUGUGCAUAAAAUGUUUCCCUCACUGGGCUCAGCACGGUCCGCACAGUGUCUGCUGAGCUGUCCACCAGUGUCCCGGAUGAGCCCCUUCUGUCUCCUCUGAGUCCUGGCUUUGAGCAAAAGUCACCAUCAGAAUCAUUUAUUGGUCGAGAGAAGAGGUCGAAUUCUCAGUCAUACAUCGGACGCCCCAUUCAGCUCGACAAGAUCUUGAUGUCGAAAGUGAAGGUGCCCCACACGUUUGUCAUCCACUCGUACACGCGGCCCACCGUGUGCCAGUACUGCAAGAAGCUCCUCAAGGGACUCUUCAGGCAGGGCCUGCAGUGCAAAGAUUGCAGAUUCAACUGUCAUAAACGCUGUGCACCUAAAGUACCCAACAACUGCCUGGGCGAAGUGAGCAUCAAUGGAGAUUUGCUCAGCCCUGGGGCAGAGUCUGAUGUGGUCAUGGAAGAAGGGAGUGACGACAAUGACAGUGAGAGGAACAGUGGGCUCAUGGACGACAUGGAAGAAGCAAUGGUCCAGGAUGCUGCAAUGGUGAUGGCAGAGUGCCAGAACGACAGUGGGGAAAUGCAGGACCCGGACCCAGACCCAGAGGACUCCAACAGAACCAUCAGUCCAUCAACAAGCAACAACAUCCCGCUCAUGAGAGUUGUGCAGUCUGUCAAACACACGAAGAGGAAAGGCAGCACAGUGAUGAAGGAGGGGUGGAUGGUUCACUACACCAGCAAGGACACACUGCGGAAACGGCACUAUUGGAGAUUGGAUAGCAAAUGUAUUACCCUCUUUCAAAACGAUACUGGAAGCCGGUACUACAAGGAAAUUCCUUUAUCAGAAAUUUUAUCUCUGGAACCAGCAAAACCUUCAGCUUUAAUUCCUAAUGGGGCCAACCCUCACUGUUUUGAGAUCACUACAGCAAAUGUAGUAUAUUACGUGGGAGAAAAUGUGGUCAAUCCUUCCAGCCCAUCACCCAGUGGCAGUGUCCUCACCAGUGGCGUUGGUGCUGAUGUGGCCAGGAUGUGGGAGGUGGCGAUCCAGCAUGCCCUCAUGCCCGUCAUUCCCAAGGGCUCAUCCGUAGGUUCCGGAACCAACUCUCACAGAGAUAUUUCUCUGAGUAUUUCAGUAUCAAAUUGCCAGAUUCAAGAAAAUGUGGAUAUCAGCACAGUCUAUCAGAUUUUUCCUGACGAAGUACUGGGGUCAGGGCAGUUUGGAAUUGUUUAUGGAGGAAAACAUCGUAAAACAGGAAGAGAUGUAGCUAUUAAAAUCAUUGACAAAUUAAGAUUUCCAACAAAACAAGAAAGCCAGCUUCGUAAUGAGGUUGCAAUUCUACAGAACCUUCAUCACCCUGGCGUUGUAAAUUUGGAGUGUAUGUUUGAGACGCCUGAAAGAGUGUUUGUUGUUAUGGAAAAACUCCAUGGAGACAUGCUGGAGAUGAUCUUGUCAAGUGAAAAGGGCAGGUUGCCAGAACACAUAACGAAGUUUUUAAUUACUCAGAUACUCGUGGCUUUGCGGCAUCUUCACUUUAAAAAUAUCGUUCACUGUGAUCUCAAGCCAGAAAAUGUGUUGCUUGCAUCAGCCGACCCUUUCCCUCAGGUGAAACUCUGUGAUUUUGGUUUUGCCCGCAUCAUCGGAGAGAAGUCUUUCCGGAGGUCGGUGGUGGGUACCCCUGCUUACCUGGCUCCCGAGGUCCUAAGGAACAAGGGCUACAAUCGUUCCCUGGACAUGUGGUCUGUUGGGGUGAUCAUCUACGUCAGCCUAAGCGGCACCUUCCCAUUCAAUGAAGAUGAAGACAUACAUGACCAAAUCCAGAAUGCAGCUUUCAUGUACCCACCGAACCCCUGGAAGGAAAUCUCCCAUGAAGCCAUUGAUCUUAUCAAUAACUUGCUGCAAGUAAAAAUGAGAAAGCGCUAUAGUGUGGACAAGACCUUGAGUCACCCUUGGCUACAGGAUUAUCAGACCUGGUUAGAUUUACGAGAGCUGGAGUGCAAAACCGGGGAACGCUACAUCACCCACGAAAGCGACGACCUGCGGUGGGAGCAGUACGCAGGCGAGCAGGGGCUGCAGUACCCCCCACACCUGGUCAACCCCAGUGCAAGUCCCGGCGACAGUCCCGAGACUGAGGAAACGGAGAUGAAAGCCCUCAGCGAGCGUGUCAGCAUCCUCUGAGUUCCAUCCCCUAUAAUCUGUCAAAACACUGUGGAAUUAAUAAAUACAUACGGUCAGGUUUAACAUUUGCCUUGCAGAACUGCCAUUAUUUUCUGUCAGAUGAGAACAAAGCUGUUAAACUGUUAGCACUGUUGAUGUAUCUGAGUUGCCAAGACAAAUCAACAGAAGCAUUUGUAUUUUGUGUGACCAACUGUGUUGUAUUAACAAAAGUUCCCUGCAAAACUAAACGUGUUAUUGUGAAUGAUUCAUGUUAUAUUUAAUGCAUUAAACCUGCCUCCGCUGUGCCUUUAUAAAUCGGUGUUUUUCUUACUGGAGCCUCAAUUUGGUAAGAGUCUACAGAACCCGUCUAUGAGAUAGUUCUGUUGUGUCCCAUCGGUUUUCGUGAUAAGCAAACUAUUGAACAGUCUAUUAUUACCAUUGUUCUAUGAACAAUUCCAAAACUUAUGUGGAAAUAAAAAAGAAUGAUGGAGCUGUGGGGGGACAGAUAUACGAUCCUAAGACACAAGUGCAUGAGAAUUUUAUUGUAUAGUCUCAAAUCCCUUACCUGCCUAGUGUGCCUCAGUGUAUUUAAACUCAAGUAAGGGCACCUAGGCCUGCCUGCUACUUUUAAGCCUAAAUGCCUUAAAAAUGUAAACUGCCAGAUACAGCAAAUAUAUUCCCCUUUCUUACAAUGCCCUGCUGUAUUAUGGAGAAUCAGCAGCUAAGCAACCUUUUUGCCUUUGUGUAUUUUUUAAUAAUAAAUAAAUAUUCUUGUCAAAA
Molecule: messenger RNA, 3332 nt
Organism: Myotis lucifugus (little brown bat)
Lineage: Eukaryota; Metazoa; Chordata; Mammalia; Chiroptera; Vespertilionidae
Gene: PRKD1
Product: protein kinase D1
Biological process (GO): protein phosphorylation
Molecular function (GO): protein serine/threonine kinase activity; ATP binding
Source: RefSeq, a predicted model, not a curated record